ACUUCACUUUAGAUAAUUGUGUUAAAAGCAGCCUCGUGUAUCCAAAUCGUUCGGUGCAGAACUGUCCAAACAUGUCUGGAGACAGCUGCAUUCACCGCUGGAGAUCGCUCGGGAAGAUGUUUCCCCGCUCAGGAAAAUCCAUCGUCUUUGACAGCUUUCCAGAUCCAUCUGACACCUGGGAGAUCAUUGAGACUAUUGGUAAAGGGACUUAUGGGAAAGUUUAUAAAGUGCUUAACAGGGUCAAUGGCAGCAAAGCCGCCGUCAAAAUACUGGAUCCAAUCCAUGAUAUUGAUGAGGAAAUCGAAGCUGAGUAUAACAUCCUGAAAGCUCUCUCAGACCAUCCCAAUGUCGUCAAGUUCUUUGGAAUGUUCUACAAGAAGGACGUCAAGAACGGAGACCAGCUAUGGCUAGUGCUGGAGUUGUGCAAUGGAGGGUCUGUCACUGAUUUGGCUAAAGGCAUGCUAAAAAGAGGAGACCGCAUGGAGGAACCCGUCAUAGCCUACAUCCUACAUGAAGCUCUUAUGGGUCUCCAGCAUUUACACAUCAAUAAAACCAUCCAUCGAGACGUCAAAGGCAACAACAUCCUGCUCACCACAGAAGGAGGAAUCAAGCUGGUUGACUUCGGGGUAUCGGCCCAGCUUACGAACACCCGGCUACGGAGGAACACUUCGGUCGGGACGCCCUUCUGGAUGGCCCCUGAGGUCAUCGCGUGUGAGCAGCAGCUGGACUCCACGUAUGACGAGCGCUGUGACGUCUGGUCUCUGGGCAUCACGGCCAUAGAGCUGGGUGAUGGAGACCCGCCCCUAGCUGAUCUUCAUCCAAUGAGAGCUCUCUUCAAAAUUCCAAGAAAUCCUCCACCCACCCUACACCAACCGGAGCUCUGGUCAAGCGAUUUUAACGAUUUUAUAUGCAAGUGUCUGAUAAAGGAUUUUGAGCUCAGGCCCAAUGUGUUUGACCUUCUUCAGCAUGUCUUCAUCAAACAGAUUGUGGGUAGAGAGAAGACGCUGCAGAAGCAGCUGAUGGAGCUAAUCGACCUCAACCAGCAAAUGGGCGUUAUCGAGAAAACAAGGCAUGAGCGGAUCCACACCAAAAAAGGCAGCUACAUGAAGUCUGAAAGUCAAACUUGUGACGACUUGGAUGAUCUGGCAACCCUAGAGGUUCUAGAUGAAAACACAAUCACCGAACAGCUACAGAGACGUUACUCAAAGGAGCAGAUCUACACCUACGUUGGAGAUAUCCUCAUAGCGGUUAAUCCAUUCCACAAAACGGAGCUGUACACGCCGGAGCAUACUAAAGUUUAUGUCGGAGCCAAAAGAACGUCCAACCCUCCUCACAUAUAUGCAGUGGCAGACAUUGCGUAUCAGUCCAUGGUGUCUUAUAAUGCUGAUCAGUGCAUUGUCAUUAGCGGAGAAAGCGGUGCUGGGAAAACAGAAAGUGCCCACUUAUUAGUCCAACAGCUGACUGUCCUGGGAAAGGCAAACAAUCGGACCCUCCAAGAGAAGAUUUUGCUGGUCAAUAGUCUGGUGGAGGCCUUUGGAAAUGCCUGCACUGUGAUCAAUGAUAACUCCAGUCGUUUUGGGAAGUAUCUGGAGAUGAAGUUCACCUGUGGAGGGACUGUGGUGGGAGCUCAGAUCUCAGAUUACCUGCUGGAGAAGUCCCGGGUCGUACACCAGGCCGUAGGAGAACGUAACUUCCACAUCUUCUAUUAUAUCUAUGCCGGUCUGGCUGAGAGGAAGAAACUGGGCCACUACAAGCUGUCAGACAGCAAAACUCCAAAGUAUCUCCACAAUGAGAAUGUUAAAUUAGUGCCUGACAUUGUGGGCAAUGCCUUCUAUAAGGAGCAGUUUGAGACGGUGGAGCAGUGUUUCAAAGUCAUCGGCUUCACUUUAGAGGAGCUCGGGAGUGUUUACAGUAUCUUAGCUGGGAUCCUAAAUGCAGGAGAUGUCGAGUUCACAUCUGUCGCUUCUGAACAUCAGACGGACAAAAGCAACAUUUCCAACAUGGCAGUACUAGAGAGUGCUGCAUCGCUGUUGUGUAUCCGUGCGGAUGAGCUCCAGGAAGCGCUGACCUCUCACUGUGUGGUCACGCGGGGCGAAACCAUCGUCAGAUCAAACACAGUGGAGAAGGCCACUGAGGUACGGGACGCCAUGGGCAAAGCCCUCUACGGACGCCUGUUCAGCUGGAUCGUCAACCGCAUCAAUUCUCUCCUGAAACCAGACAGCGACAGCCAGUCAGAGGAGGAAGACAAAGGUCUAAACAUCGGUAUUCUGGACAUCUUUGGCUUUGAAAACUUUAAGAGGAACUCUUUUGAGCAGCUCUGCAUCAACAUCGCCAAUGAGCAGAUCCAGUUCUACUUCAACCAGCACAUCUUCGCCUGGGAGCAGGACGAGUAUCUGAACGAAGAUGUGGAUGCUCGAGUGAUUGAAUAUGAAGAUAACCGGCCGCUGCUGGACCUGUUUCUUCAGAAGCCCAUGGGCAUGUUGGCUCUGCUGGAUGAGGAGAGUCGCUUUCCUCAGGCAACUGACCAGACCCUCGUCGAGAAAUUUGAGGACAACCUAAAGUCCAAACACUUCUGGAGACCAAAGAGGGUUGAUCUGGGCUUUGGAAUCAAUCACUACGCAGGGAAGGUGAUCUAUAACGCCGGCGGUUUUCUGGCUAAGAACAGAGAUGCUCUGCCCGCUGAUAUUGUUCUUCUGCUGAGGUCUUCAGAGAAUGAAUUGAUCCGGAAACUGGUUACUCACCCACUCACUAAAACAGGUAACUUGGCUCACACUAAAGGAAAGGCUGCAAGCUCUGCUCGUAUGGGCACGCAGCAAUCACAACGCACCAUUAACUUUGCCAAGUCUUCCUCUCGGAAAUUAACUCCCACCCUUGACAAAACAAUGCUUGCCUUGCCUGUUGACACUGUACAAACGGCGGAGAGCACAGGAGACACCACGCGUCACCCCAGAGAGACCACCAACAUGAAGACUCAAACGGUGGCCUCUUACUUCAGAUAUUCUCUAAUGGACCUGUUAUCAAAGAUGGUGGCAGGCCAGCCUCACUUUGUGCGUUGCAUAAAACCCAACAAUGAUCGCCAAGCCCAUAAGUUUGACAGGGAGAAGGUUUUAAUCCAAUUACGCUACACUGGUAUUCUAGAGACUGCCAAGAUUCGCAGACAGGGCUACUCUCAUCGCAUUCUCUUCAACAACUUCAUCGAAAGAUACGCUAUAUUAGCAUUUAGAGCCAAUGAGGAGCCAGCAAUGAAUCCUGAGACAUGUGCUGUUAUUUUGGAGAAGGCCAAAUUAGAAAACUGGGUUCUGGGAAAAACAAAGGUAUUUCUUAAAUACUAUCAUGCGGAGCAAUUGAAUUUGAUGGUGAGGCAGACCACAGACCGAAUUGUUCUGGUCCAAGCAUAUGUACGGGGCUGGCUGGCAUUUAAACGAUACCGGUUGGAGCUGGAAAAACGAGAACAAAGUGCCGUGGUGUUGCAGUCAGCAUACAGAGGACACAAAGUUAGGAAAAGAGUGGCUGAUGACAAAAGCAAAGCAAAGUCAGAGGCUGUUAUCACACAAUUUCAAGCGGUUUGCAGAGGAUAUCUGUCAAGACAGAAAUAUAAGGAGCUGCUAGAUGAGAAGAACAAAGCUGCUGCAAAGAUCCAGGCUCACUACAGGGGACACAAAGAGAGGAAAAGCUUCAAGAGGAAAAAGGAAGCCAUGCAGAAGGAAAACACCGACAAGACAGAGGAAGUAACGGAGGCCUCAUCAGAAUCAGAAGGUCCAGUUACAGAAGAACCUCCACAGGAAGGAGGUGAAGUGGUAACAGAUGAAGCUGAUGAAAAGGCUGCAGUGGUCCUCCAAAGUAACUACCGAGGUUACCGGGAACGAAAGAAAUACAAGGAGCGUAGGGAACACAACAAGACUUUAACAGGGGAUGAGCUGGCUGUUUCCUCAUCCACCUCUGAAGAAGUCACUCCUGGUGAAGAUUUGGAUGCUAUACAAGAGGAAGUACAGGAGAAUAUGGAGGAAGAAGGAAAGGAGGCUGAGGAAGAGGCUGCAAGUGAAGGAGAUGAGAACAAUGAACAGGAAGCCAAGGCAGCCACUGUUCUCCAGAGCAACUUCAGAGGUCAUAAAGAACGUAAAAAACUCCAAGAGGAGGGUAAGAUGCCGGUUAGAGGAAAGAAGGAGACAAGUUCUCCAGCUGAAGAGGAGCUUCCAAUUCCAGAUCCACCACCUCCAGAAGAAUUGAUGGAAUUCACUGAAGACAUGGAGGAUGAGACUCCAGUUGAACCACCAGGAGAAGAUGAAGAGGCCAAAGCCGCUGUUGUUCUUCAGAGCAACUUCCGUGGCCACAAAGAACGUAAAAGGCUCCAAGAGGAAGGAAAAAUCCCAAAGAAAAAGCCAAAAGAAGAUAUGGAUAAUCCAGAUGCUUCAGAAUCAGACAUUUCUCUUGAGGAACUCCCACCACCUCCAUUAGAAUUCGAGCAAGACCAAGAGCUAGAUUCCAGCCAGUCUCCAGAGGCAGAUGAAGAACAUGCCGCAACAGUUUUACAGAGCAACUUCAGAGGUCACCAGGAGAGAAAGCGAUUGAGAGCAGAGAGAGAAGGAGCCACUGGAAAAGAGCAAGAAACUGUUGAAGAGGUGGAGGAGCAGGAGAAUGGGGAAGCUUUGGACAUCACAGAUGUUCAGCUGGAACGGAAGGGGGUAGAAGAUGAUGCCCAAUAUGAUGAGGAGCAGGCAGCCAUUAAAAUUCAGAGCAAUUUUAGAGGUUACAAAGACAGAAAGAACCUGAAAGCUACGUCACAAAAACAAGAUGAGGACGUGGAGUUACUCUGCAAACAGGUAACCAAGGUCUCUGAAGAUUUCUUAUCAUUGCAAAAGAAGUUAAAUGAAAUCAUCCUUGCUCAUCAGCUCAACCCCAAUGAAAAUGGGAUGUUUGUGAAAGGACAAACUAUAAAUGGCUACAUGGGCUACUACCAGCCACCAGCAGCCGACACAAAGCAGUCCCGAACGUCUCGCCGCACACAACAACCAAAGACCCUGAACACGCCGGAGGACUCCACAUACUACACGCUCAUUCAUAGGUCUGUCCAGGAUGAUAAAAGGAGGCCAAGAAAACAAAGCCCCAAAAGGCUGGACAACGAUGACCAGUACUACCAGGGUUUGUCCGGCGCAAAGUCCACAAGCCUUCCCAGUGUCAGACGCCGCUCCAGCAAACGGAGAUCUCCCGCCGAAAGAAGACGCUCUUCUGAGAGACCACUGUCUGACGUCCCCAGAUCCGAUCUCCCUAGUGACCCAACGGAGACGAGGCACUCGUUCUCCAGAAUGCCCUCUACGGAGAGCCAAAGCCAGGACAACCCUUACGACUACAGAAAGAUUCUGAGGAAGACCUCCCAGAGACGAAGGCUAAUAACACAGCCCUAACCGGCGAGCUUCAGAACUUCCGUAAACGCCGUCGGUGACCGACGAGGUCGGCGAACAAAAACGCCGCUUGUCCUCGAAGGUUCAUUUGCUCACCGUUGUGUCAUUUUACAACCCACGUGAUUUUUUUUUUAUGUUUCACACAAAAGGAGAACGUUUGAAUGAUGCACCGCCUGCUCUUUUCCGUGCGGUUUCCAUUCGCAAAAAAUCGGACGGACCCGUCUUUUUGGGUGACCCGUUUCUUUAAGCGACAUGCCACGUUUUCAGUCCCUUUAUUGUUGCUUGUUUUGGCUGAAGAGCUGGCUUUAGUUCAAAUAGUUACGUAAAUAUGUUUUUUUUUGCUGUACAGAGCUGCUACUCGACUGAUCAGACGCUUAAAUGGAUAGAAAUGACGUUUUUAUGGAUGGAGCCGAGGUUUUUGCUGCUCUUGCUUGAAUUUGAACUCAGGUUUAGCAGUCAGUGUUUUCUGCACGUUGAUGCAUCUGUGAGAAUAAAGAUUCGUUCUUGAAGAUUUCAUAAAUUAACCUUUAUAUUUUCACCAGUUAGGUUAUAUUUCAUCUGCUGUAUUCUUUGAUUUAGGGAGUCGGGGCUUGCUGCCUCUUUUCUUCAUAAACAUUCAUACAUGCAUUAUAAUAAUUCCUCAGAUUCACUGCUAUCAUUUAAUAUAUAAAUGUUUGACUUGCGUAUUCCUGGAAUGUCACUUGUUUGUAAAUAUGAUUUUCUACAUGUUUAAUUCAAAUAAUUAGCCUAAUGAUGAAGUGUAAAUAAUGGCUGAUGUUAAACCCUGAGCACACUAAAGUAAUACUAAAUCAGA
This is a messenger RNA of Puntigrus tetrazona (Sumatra barb), 6213 nucleotides long. It is a transcript of the gene myo3a, whose product is annotated as myosin IIIA. Gene Ontology annotation, biological process: protein phosphorylation. The transcript has 36 exons. Gene Ontology annotation, cellular component: myosin complex. Bases 72 to 5402 code for a protein of 1776 amino acids. Lineage: Eukaryota; Metazoa; Chordata; Actinopteri; Cypriniformes; Cyprinidae. The record is from RefSeq and is a predicted model, not a curated record. Gene Ontology annotation, molecular function: cytoskeletal motor activity; protein binding; protein kinase activity.